Messenger RNA from Pomacea canaliculata, 2851 nucleotides. Its product is annotated as L-threonine 3-dehydrogenase, mitochondrial-like. Gene Ontology annotation, molecular function: L-threonine 3-dehydrogenase activity. Gene Ontology annotation, biological process: L-threonine catabolic process. NCBI's taxonomy places the organism in Eukaryota, Metazoa, Mollusca, Gastropoda, Architaenioglossa, Ampullariidae. The record is from RefSeq and is a predicted model, not a curated record.
GGAGCUGUGGCCACACCUACCAAAGGGCGCCACGUGAUUGGCUGCUGUGUUGGUGGUUACCGAGUCGUCGUGACACAUGUGGCACACGGCCUGUCGUCUGUCGAUCCGUCACAACCGGUUGAUCAGACAACCACUCACACCGUCUCACACCAAACGUCUGACCGACACCUUGGGAGGCCUCCAGCCAUCGCCACACCUGCGCCUGGACAAGUAGCGGACGAUGGCCGUCAGCAGCAUCAGCACAACCUGCGUCCGCUCUAUGAGUAGGGCAACCUUUCCACCCACCACCUUCACCAGGAUGACGCCCUCAGCCCUCGGCAGCGUGGGCCGCAGUUACAAGGACUUCUCCGCCAGCCCCCGAAUUCUCAUCACAGGUGCACUGGGACAGCUGGGGACGGGUCUGGCGAAACUCAUGAGAGACCGUUAUGGACGGGAGAACGUCAUCAUGUCCGACAUCAACAAGCCGACCCGCCAGGUGCUGGAAGACGGACCCUUCCUCUUCGCCGACGUGCUGGACUUCCGAGGGCUGAAGGAGCUGGUGGUCAACUACGAGAUCGACUGGCUCGUGCACUUCUCCGCCCUCCUCAGCGCCGUGGGCGAGCAGAACGUGGGGCUGGCCAUGCAGGUCAACAUCCAGGGCGUGCACAACGUGCUGGAGGUCAGCAGGCAGUACGGCCUCAAGCUCUUCAUCCCCAGCACCAUCGGUGCUUUUGGCCCCGACUCACCCCGUAACCCGACCCCUGACCUCACCAUCCAGAGGCCGCGCACCAUCUACGGUGUGUCCAAAGUACACGCGGAGCUGAUGGGGGAGUACUACCAUCAUCGGUGUGUGGACUUCAGAAGUCUGCGGUACCCGGGUGUCAUCUCUGCUGAUACCAUGCCUGGUGGCGGUACAACAGACUACGCUCUGACGAUUUUCCACGACGCGCUGAGCACCAAGCAUCACGUGUGCUACCUGCGGCCCGACACGCGGCUGCCGAUGAUGUACGUGGACGACACGCUGCGAGCCACCGUCGACUUCCUGGCCGUCUCCUCCCAACAGCUGAGCAUGCGCACUUACAACGUCAGCGCCUUCAGCUUCACGCCGCACGAGCUGGCCGCCCACAUCCGCAAGUACGUGCCGGACCUGCAGGUCACCUACAAGCCUGACCACCGCCAGGCGAUAGCCGACCAAUGGCCUGAGGUCUUUGAUGACUCACGUGCCCAGCAGGACUGGGGGUGGCAGCCGCGCUACGACGUCGACCUGAUGUGCGACACCAUGAUGCAGGCGCUGCUGCCCAAGUACAGUGGCAGCCAGGUGGUGGAGGCCAUGGAGAAGUAGACAGGUGCACACCGCCACAAACAGCCAGUGGGCUGUGGUAUGGGUAGCAGCAUCGCAACAGUUGCCAUGGAAACAGUCGGGUGUUUGGCUAGUGACGGCGACAGCAAAGGUAGACAACUGUGCUGCCGCAGCUUUGAUCUCAUUUGAGUUACUUCCCUUGCUCCAGCGUCACCCUGCCACGUGACACUGACUACGUCACUGGGGGCCUGGGGUGUGGGGUAGACGUGUGAUGUAUCAUCUCGCUACCCGGACAUUGGUGAACUUGUUGUUAGCUCUUAGCAUCCUGAGAAUUUUAAUCCCUGGGCGCCGACACCUGCAUCACGUGAUCAAGUGGCUUUGUGUCUCUGUCUCUCUGUCUCUCUGCCUCUCCCCCCUGCCCCCACCUAUGAGCACAGCCGCACUUUGACGAGAGCUUCACAGGGUCUCAGCUGUCGCCAUCUUGACGAUGACAUCGAUCACAAAGACAUCGGUUGUCGCCUCGUCUGAUGUUGUUAGAAACUGCUGAGUGUUGCUGAGGUGAGUGUUGACUGUGUGGCGGUUGUUGACUGCUGCAGGUGUGCAAACAAGCACAGACUGCAGGUGUACAAACAAGCACAGACUGCAGGUGUACAAACAAUCACAGGAAGAGCCAGGUGAUCGUCACCUCGUCACUCGCGUUGUAACCGACACUUAUCUGGAUGAUGGGGGUGGAGGGUCUGGAUUGUCGACUCCAUGGCGGGUGUGGGUUUUCUUCUUUUUGACGCUUUAACUGUUGACACGUUACCUGGAGGCCAGGUGUUGGAACAUGGAAAUGUCACCACAGGACUGCAGUCGCUCCCCCCGCCUCAUGUCCAUAGAUGCUGCUAGUGUCAUGUAUGUCAGGGUUAACGUGGGUUCAUGUCGCCAUCUUUGUCAUUUCGUCUCAUUUCUGUCAUCACUUUCCGUGACUGCAUUGAGUGUGUGACAGAUGGCGCUGUCACACCUGUCUCUCGGCGUCUCUGUAUUGUCAGUGAGUGUGUGACAGUUGUAGUUAGCUUGUUACAAACACUUCAAUGGUAGCCGCCAUCUUUAGUACACACGUUGCUCUACAGGUGACAGUGUGACAGUGUGACAGUGUCUGCAGGGACGACUGGUGUCGUCACACGGUGUCAACAACACUCUACUCACUCUACUGUCUGUGUCGGUCAUGUCAGGGUUCACAGAGCAGAGGGCGGAGUCACGUGCAGUCGCUGUGAGGUCGAUGAUGUUGUCUUCAACUCCUGUUGUUUGUAAGAGGCGGGGGCGGUACUUGUUUACAUGUUUACCUUGUUUGUUUGUAGCUUUGCCGUGCUGACAAUGUCCGUAGGUCAAUGAAUGUGACAUGUUGACUACACUGAGCGGAGGUGGUGGUGGUUGUGGUGGUUGUGGUGGUUGCGGUGGUGGUAGUGAGAUAUUGCUUGCUGUGAUGUCAAUAAUAAUCUCAUGUCUCUGUCUCACUUUGCUGACCUCUGGUCGUAUUCUCAGCCGUGAAACAAUAAAGUCUGGCACUCUGUCAGUGCCAUGUACCGGUGA